Molecule: messenger RNA, 285 nt
Organism: Nymphaea colorata (pocket water lily)
Lineage: Eukaryota; Viridiplantae; Streptophyta; Magnoliopsida; Nymphaeales; Nymphaeaceae
Product: protein SRC1
Exons: 1
Coding region: 1-285 (94 amino acids)
Source: RefSeq, a predicted model, not a curated record
AUGUCGUCGAUCAUCCAUAAGAUAGAGGAGAAGCUCCACAUCGGUGGAGAUCACAAGGAGGAGCACAAGAAGGACGAGCACAAGAAGGACGAGCACAAGGGCGAGGGAGAACACAAGAAGAAGGAGGAGCACAAGGGUGAGGGAGAGCACAAGAAGGAGGAGCACAAGGGAGAGAAGCACGAGGAGAAGAAACACGGAGAUAAAGAGAAGAAGAAGAAGAAGAAGGAGAAGAAGCACGGCGAGGGACACGGCCACGACAGCAGCGACAGUAGCGACAGCGACUAA